Molecule: messenger RNA, 1230 nt
Organism: Striga hermonthica
Lineage: Eukaryota; Viridiplantae; Streptophyta; Magnoliopsida; Lamiales; Orobanchaceae
Source: the annotation of a GenBank genome assembly
AUGACCUCUGUACAUGUAGCUCCUCCAUCAGGUCUAAGAGAUCCUAGUCGGAAAAAUGUUGGUUUGGAUAGGCUUCCAGAUGAGAUGAAUGAGAUGAAGCUCAAGGAUGAGAAGGAUAUGGAACCAGCUGUUGUGGAUGGUAAUGGAACAGAAACUGGUCAUAUAAUUGUGACAACAAUUGGUGGAAAAAAUGGCCAGCCAAAACAGACAAUCAGCUACAUGGCCGAGCGUGUUGUGGGGCAGGGUUCCUUUGGUGUAGUGUUUCAGGCAAAAUGUCUAGAAACCGGUGAAACUGUUGCUAUCAAAAAGGUUCUUCAGGAUAAGAGGUACAAAAACCGUGAGCUGCAAACCAUGCGCUUACUAGACCACCCAAAUGUUGUGUCUUUAAAACACUGUUUCUUCUCGACGACUGAAAAGGACGAGCUUUUCCUUAACUUGGUGUUGGAGUAUGUUCCGGAGACUGUUCAUCGGGUGAUUAGACAUUAUAACAAAAUGAACCAGAGGAUGCCAAUAAUAUAUGUGAAACUUUAUGCUUAUCAGAUUUUUCGAGCUCUAGCAUAUAUCCAUGGUAGUAUUGGCGUAUGCCACAGGGACAUCAAACCACAAAACCUAUUGGUUAAUCCACAUACUCACCAGGUCAAACUAUGUGAUUUUGGGAGCGCUAAAGUGUUGGUGAAAGGAGAACCAAACAUUUCGUAUAUAUGUUCAAGGUACUAUCGUGCUCCUGAACUGAUAUUUGGUGCUACAGAGUACACUACGGCCAUUGAUAUCUGGUCGGUUGGGUGUGUUCUUGCUGAACUAUUGCUUGGACAGCCCCUAUUUCCAGGUGAGAGUGGAGUUGACCAGCUUGUCGAGAUAAUUAAGGUUCUUGGCACACCAACAAGAGAGGAGAUCAAAUGUAUGAACCCUAAUUACACUGAGUUCAAGUUUCCCCAAAUAAAAGCUCAUCCAUGGCAUAAGAUAUUCCACAAGCGCACGCCAGCAGAAGCUGUUGAUCUCGUUUCAAGGCUACUUCAGUACUCUCCAAAUCUGCGUUGCACUGCGCUGGAGGCAAUGAUCCACCCUUUCUUUGACGAGUUGCGUGACCCGAAUGUUCGGCUACCAAAUGGGCGAUUUAUUCCACCUCUAUUCAAUUUCAAACCACAUGAGCUAAAAGGAGUGCCGGUCGAGUUGCUGGGCAAGCUGAUCCCCGAGCAUGCAAGAAAGCAAUGUUCAUUACUUGGACUGUGA